Helobdella robusta is the source of this 258-nucleotide messenger RNA. RefSeq lists its product as hypothetical. NCBI's taxonomy places the organism in Eukaryota, Metazoa, Annelida, Clitellata, Rhynchobdellida, Glossiphoniidae. The record is from RefSeq and is a predicted model, not a curated record. Gene Ontology annotation, molecular function: DNA-binding transcription factor activity, RNA polymerase II-specific; protein dimerization activity; RNA polymerase II cis-regulatory region sequence-specific DNA binding. The annotation marks the transcript as partial. The transcript has 2 exons. Gene Ontology annotation, biological process: positive regulation of transcription by RNA polymerase II.
AAGCCAGGCAAAAAAACAAGGGGUCGAGUAAGAAUAAAAAUGGAAUUCAUCAAAGAUAAAGUUAGAAGAUACACCACAUUCAGUAAAAGAAAAACUGGAAUAAUGAAAAAGGCAUAUGAACUUGCCAAAUUGACUGGCACUCAGUUGAUGUUGUUGGUGGCCAGUGAAACGGGUCAUGUUUACACAUUCGCCACAAAAAAGUUGAAACCAAUGAUUGAAAGUGCAGAAGCCAAAGCCCUGAUUGAAGCAUGCAUCAGU